Molecule: messenger RNA, 1055 nt
Organism: Anarrhichthys ocellatus (wolf-eel)
Lineage: Eukaryota; Metazoa; Chordata; Actinopteri; Perciformes; Anarhichadidae
Gene: emp3a
Product: epithelial membrane protein 3a (MAM blood group)
Exons: 5
Coding region: 137-634 (165 amino acids)
Cellular component (GO): plasma membrane
Source: RefSeq, a predicted model, not a curated record
GUGAGGACAGAAAGAGCACAGAGGGAUGAUAGCAACAACUGGGAAAAGGAAACUCAAAGACGAUCACUGAAGGGCAUAGACAGAAAGGCACUGAAGCUCAAGGGAACCCAGAUUGUUUCCUCAUCUCCAAGCAGCCAUGGUCUUCCUGCUCAUAUCCCUAACCAUGAUGCAUUUGGUCACCUUGGUCAUGCUCCUCAUCGCCACCCUGGAGAAGUCCUGGUGGAUAUGGGAUGAUUUAGAAAUCACAGACCUCUGGUAUAACUGUUUCCAUGAUAAUGCCACAAACACCUGGUUGUGUGCGGCUACCAAUGAAAGUGACUGGCUGCAGUCUGUCCAGGCCCUCAUGGUCCUCUCUGUGGUCUUCUCCUCCAUCUCCUUCCUGGUUUUCCUCGGUCAGCUGUUCACCAUGUCCAAAGGAGCUCUCUUCUACUUCACAGGCCUCUGUCAGGCUUUUGCAGGUUUCACAACAUUUUCUGCUUGCCUCAUCUUCACCUUCCACAGAAAGGAGAUUCUAAGUGAAUCCAGAGAUCUGAGCCAAGGACGCUUUGGUUAUUGUUUCAUCCUGGCGUGGCUGUGUGUGCCGCUCCUUCUGGUCAGUGGACUCCUUUACGUCCACCUGCGCAAGAAGCAGUGAGCUAAAACCAUAAAGGAUGGAAAACCUCUCAACAAGAGUGUGAUGCUCUUCACUCACUUUCCAGUUAUAGAAACUGCACCUGAGCAAAUGAGAUGAGUGAGAAGGAAAUACUUCUUUAAAUGCUAAAAUUCUCUAUUCUUUUUGACUUAAUAUCCACUCUACCGUGCUGCAUGGUUUGUGGGAAAUUAUGUCAUCAUCAUCUAUGUCUGAGAGACAUAGUUGUCACUCAAGAUCAAGAAAACUAAAACUCAGUCAUGCUGUAAGAUCCAAAGAUCAUAUUAAUGUUACAUGAAGGAUUUUGAUAGAAAUUAAAAUAAUGAAUGCACAUCUUGUGCUUCAUGUAUGAUUGUGAGUUUUUGCUGUUGUAUUUUGUACCUGUAUAUAUCUGUUUACUUACAAUAAUAAAAAACAAUACACUGAU